AUGUCGCAAGCCAUGAACGACGAGGAGGUGCUCACCGAGCUUAAGAAGAUGGUCGCCUUCAUUCGUCAGGAGGCCGUUGAGAAGGCGCGCGAAAUCCAAGUCAAAGCAGACGAGGACUUUGCGAUCGAAAAAGCCAAGAUUGUGCAGAAGGAGACGUUGAGCGUCGAUAACCAAUUUGAAAAAAAAAAGCGGCAAGUCGUGCAAGAACAGAAGAUCGCCAAAUCGAAUCGGUGCAACAAGGCACGUCUCGAGGUGCUCAAAGCGCGGCAGGAGAAUCUCCAAACACUGUUUGAGAACGCGGCGGAGCAGCUGACCCAACUUACUGAGGACCAGGCCAAGUACAAGACGCUUCUGCAAGAUCUCGUGCUGCAGGGCCUUCUCGACAUCAACGAGCCCGAAGUACAGGUUACUGCACGCUCUGGCGAUGUACAGCUCGUGCAAGGAAUCCUUGACGACGCGACGAACAAGUACAAAGAGGCGACGGGGCGUACCACCAAGGUUCAAGUCGUCGACGGCCUGCCCCAGGAUAGCAAGGGUGGUGUCAAGCUUGCCGGUAACGGCGGUAAGGUGUGGGUAAAUAACACACUAGAGCUGCGCCUGCAGCUCUUGGAGGAGUUUAUGCUUCCUGAGCUGCGCAUGGACCUAUUUGGCCCCAACAAAGAGCGCAAAUUCUAUACGUAA
Malassezia vespertilionis is the source of this 681-nucleotide messenger RNA. RefSeq names its product V-ATPase V1 sector subunit E (gene VMA4). The record is from RefSeq and is a predicted model, not a curated record. The coding region runs from base 1 to 681 and encodes 226 amino acids. The transcript has 4 exons. Lineage: Eukaryota; Fungi; Basidiomycota; Malasseziomycetes; Malasseziales; Malasseziaceae. Gene Ontology annotation, cellular component: proton-transporting two-sector ATPase complex, catalytic domain. Gene Ontology annotation, molecular function: proton-transporting ATPase activity, rotational mechanism. Gene Ontology annotation, biological process: proton transmembrane transport.